This is a messenger RNA of Carassius gibelio (silver crucian carp), 1453 nucleotides long. RefSeq names its product heterogeneous nuclear ribonucleoprotein A/B-like. Gene Ontology annotation, molecular function: RNA binding. The record is from RefSeq and is a predicted model, not a curated record. Gene Ontology annotation, biological process: regulation of gene expression. Lineage: Eukaryota; Metazoa; Chordata; Actinopteri; Cypriniformes; Cyprinidae. Bases 145 to 1086 code for a protein of 313 amino acids. The transcript has 9 exons. Gene Ontology annotation, cellular component: nucleoplasm.
UCGUCCAAUCACUGCGUGUUUUAUUCCAGCGGACUCAUGCGGUGCUAUAAAGAUAGCCACGAGCGAGUCUUCUAAGCGAGAGUCCAUUUUGGAAAAGCGGCUUUUUCAAGCGCCAAUAUUUUACAGUAAACAAAAGCUACUACGAUGGCCGACGCAGAGCAUCAGUUAAUGGAGACCUCUGAGAACGGGAACGAGGAGGAUUUUAACGGAGCGGAGGAGGAGAACGGAGCAUCUGAGGGAGGACAGAUCAACGCCAGCAAGGGCGAGGAAGACGCGGGUAAAAUGUUUGUUGGAGGACUCAGCUGGGACACCAGUAAGAAAGACCUGAAGGACUACUUUUCAAAGUUCGGAGAGGUGACUGACUGCACAAUAAAGAUGGAUUCAAACACCGGCCGCUCACGAGGGUUUGGGUUCAUCUUGUUCAAAGAAGCAGAAAGCGUGGACAAGGUGCUAGAGCAAAAGGAGCACAGGCUAGACGGCCGACAGAUCGAUCCCAAGAGAGCCAUGGCCAUUAAGAAAGAGCCCGCCAAGAAGAUCUUUGUCGGUGGCCUUAACCCCGAAACCACAGAAGAGAAGGUCCGUGAAUACUUCGGGGCCUUCGGAGAGAUUGAAACGAUUGAACUUCCAAUGGAUCCAAAGACGAGCAAAAGGAGAGGCUUUGUCUUCAUCACGUUCAAGGACGAAUCCGAUGUCAAAAAGAUCCUGGAGAAGAAAUACCAUAAUGUCUGUGGAAGCAAGGUAACGAACGGGAAGGAAGACCUUUGUGAGAUCAAAAUCGCCCAGCCCAAGGAAAUCUACCAGCAGCAGCAGUACGGCGCUCGCGGAGGCUUCGGAGGUCGUGGCAGGGGUCGCGGGGGCCCAGGCCAGAACUGGAACCAGGGCUACAACAGCUACGGGAGCCAAGGCUACGGUGGCCCGCAGGGCUAUGGUGGUUAUGGUGGCUAUGGAGGUUAUGGUGGCUAUGGGAACUAUGACUACUCCUCUGGGUAUUAUGGAUAUGGUGGUGGUUAUGACUACAACCAGGGCGAUGGGAGCUAUGGGAAAACACCUAGACGUGGAGGCCACCAGAGCUACAAGCCAUACUGAGCAUGCAGAACAGGACUGAAGUAUUCCCAAACACCAGGAGUCUGACCAUGAUGACAACCACAGUUCACUCACACACACACACACACACACGCGCGCAUGCGGGCUCUUUCCUUUUAGCGGACGAGAUCAUGACCCAUUUGUACAGAACCGAUUAAUGGGGGAAGCAAUGUCACACUUCCACAUUUUUAUUUUAAUUUUAUUUUCCUUUUGUCCACAUUUCCAGAGAUGGAAGUGUUAUUUUUACUGUACUUUUUGGUACCUUUUUUGAAUAAUGUAUUGUAUGGUUGUAUUUUACAUGUCUACUGGAUUUGCCACAUGAGGUUCGGGAGCUGCCAGAGCUUUUGAAAUAAAACAAUUUUUGAGUAAA